AUGUUUCAAACAUGAAAAAGUGUACUUGUUUCUCUUCUGUGGAGUUUCUUUUAUGUGUUACGUGACCUUGUAAAAUAAGACGAAAAAAAUUCGGAACUGUCAUAUUUUCAAUGCGAAAGAAAAGUGACGAAAAAUGAACUCCAUGCAAGAAAUCAAGAAAUAAAAAAAGAUAGCAUUAAUAUUAAUAUGGCAAUAAGAAGAGACAAAUAACCGAGUUACUAGAAUACUAUCAAAAAGUAUUAUAUCGAUCUCAUCUGUAUGAUAUCAUCAGUGACGUCUCCCGCGCUCUCAAAUUGUAUCACUUCAGUCACUCGUUAACUGCCGAUGUAAAACGACGUAAUUUCUGCAGAACUGGCAUUAAGACAAGGCAACAAUGUCGAAUAUUAUUAUUAAUAUUGAGUAUUUGAAAAGUUGGAAUGGAAUUUUUAAGAUUCUACAAUUGGUACUGGGUAUGGUUUGUGUAGGAAUCAUUGGUAACGAGUUUAAUAACGGAAUUUUAAUCUCAUACACUCCACAAUGUUUCUUUCUCGUCACAACAUCUACUUUCUUUAUUGGCACUUUUAUUCUCUUUGCCAGUUAUCUAAUGUCUCCCUCCGCUACAUCUAUGAUACCUAAAACAAUUUAUGAAUUCUUUUAUCAUACAGUUGCGUCAAUAUUAUUACUUGCAGCUUCAAUAGCAACAAUGGUGCAGAUAAAUAGAGAUAGUGCUUAUAUUAACUAUGCGGCGUUAUUAGCAGCUUCCAUUUGCGGUCUGCUAAACACCAUUUUAUAUAUCUGCAGUGCGGUCAUGGGCUAUAGCACUUAUGGAGAUGAUUAAAAAAUUACAAUAUGUUAAACGUUUGUGAUUUUUUAAACAGUAAAAAUGGAUUAUUCUAA
Messenger RNA from Wasmannia auropunctata (little fire ant), 876 nucleotides. RefSeq lists its product as uncharacterized. Gene Ontology annotation, cellular component: membrane. Lineage: Eukaryota; Metazoa; Arthropoda; Insecta; Hymenoptera; Formicidae. The coding region runs from base 374 to 817 and encodes 147 amino acids. The record is from RefSeq and is a predicted model, not a curated record. The transcript is spliced from 6 exons.